Molecule: messenger RNA, 1121 nt
Organism: Gaeumannomyces tritici R3-111a-1
Lineage: Eukaryota; Fungi; Ascomycota; Sordariomycetes; Magnaporthales; Magnaporthaceae
Exons: 2
Coding region: 1-987 (328 amino acids)
Source: RefSeq, a predicted model, not a curated record
AUGGAUUGGCCCAAGCUCGCGCCGGGAGGCGCUGGCGCUAGGCACGAAACCUGCACUCGCGAUGCCUGCGCGCGUAACAACAUCGACGAGGCGACGUACGUCCAGGCACACUGUUGUAGCGAGCCGGCGCUCUGCACCAAGCUCACGCUGGACCUCGAAGCCGUCAAGGGGGCCUGGGGGUCGGAUCAGAUUCCGAUCGCCUCCCUCCAACACAAGAGCAACCUUGCCGACGACGAACUCAUUCUCGUCGUCAGCUCGAGCGCCCUGCAGUCUCCUGGGAGCUACGUUGCCGCCUCUCACGUCUGGGCUGACGGGCUGGGCGGCGCCACGGAGAAAGGGUUGAACUUCUGCCAGGCCCAAAGGCUCGAUCGACUCUGCCGGGCCGUCUGCGAGGCCACAGGAAGCAGCAGUAGUGGCGGCAUUGCUGCAGAAGACCCUGUGUGGUUCUGGCUCGACGCGGCAUGCAUCCCGCGGCCCGAGACGAUCGGGAGAGAGCUGUACUAUAAGGCCCUCGACGGCAUAAGGCACGUCUACAGCAACGCCCAGGCCGUCAUCGUGGUCGACGAGACGGUCGGCAGGAGCACGACCUCGACCCCCACCGAGCUGCUCUACGCACGCAUCUACCUCUCGUCGUGGAUGCAGCGCAUGUGGGCGUACGAGGAGGCUGUGCUCGCGCGCGAGCUCGUCUUCGCCCUCGGCGACGGCGGCCUCUUCGUCUUCAGGGUCCAGUCGACGCCGCCCGCCUCGCCCAUGACCGCCGCGGUCGUGUGGCGGAGCCUCGGCGCCCAGGUGCACCGACCCCGCGUCGGGGGCCUAGGAGGCGGCGCCCAGCUCGACGUGGGCCACGUCGCGCGCGCGUUCCGCUUCCGCCUCACCAACGUGCCGGGAGAGGAGUUCCUCUCCGUCUCGGGCAUGCUCGGCCUCGACACGCGGCGGCUGAUGAGGGCGUCACCAGGGACGACGCGCGGGCCCGCGAGUUCUGGCUGAUGCUGGGGGACCGCGUGCCGGCCAACACCCUCUUCGUCGACGCGCCCCGGCUCGCCACUGCCGCGCCGCCCGGCUUCCGAUGGGCGCCCCGCACCCUGAUGCACCCGUCCGCGGCCGGUCCCAAGAUCGGCUCC